Messenger RNA from Knipowitschia caucasica, 408 nucleotides. NCBI's taxonomy places the organism in Eukaryota, Metazoa, Chordata, Actinopteri, Gobiiformes, Gobiidae. The record is from the annotation of a GenBank genome assembly.
AUGGCGCUGGGUGUCCGGGUUAUAACUUCUUCUGGAGCCGACUUCACACCCUCCAUCGGUUCUGGAAUGGGGUCUUGUCCAGUUCAGGGACCCCAGUCAGACUGUCGGACUCGGUACCAGCUUUUACUCUCAGGGCGAGCUUUAGCUGAACGAUAUAGGAGGAUUUAUACCACUGCUAUCAGCGAUAAAGAGCAAGGGAUAAGUCAAGGAAGGGGAAAGAAAGCUCUAAAUAAGAAGAAACUUAAAAGGCGUCAGAAGGUCAAAUCAAAAGUAAAAUCCAGAACAAAGCCCAGGAGGACGGAGCCGGGACAGGGCGCCCUCAGGGACUCCACUCCUCAAUCACACUGCCAAUAUUUAUGCAAACAUAAAGUCAAGAAAGCUUCCUUGCUCAUCUCCUCUUUCAUCUGA